This is a messenger RNA of Ipomoea nil (Japanese morning glory), 714 nucleotides long. RefSeq names its product proline-rich receptor-like protein kinase PERK8. The record is from RefSeq and is a predicted model, not a curated record. Lineage: Eukaryota; Viridiplantae; Streptophyta; Magnoliopsida; Solanales; Convolvulaceae. The transcript has a single exon. The coding region runs from base 1 to 714 and encodes 237 amino acids.
AUGGUUUUGAAGGAGAAGAACAAUGAAGAAAGAAGAACAUCAAAGAGAAUCUGGAAUCAAGUGCGACUCCAGAAAUUGCGAGCCAGAAGGGUUGAGGCUGGAGGACAUCUGGUUGGAGAUACUGCAAACGACCCUCUUGUCGUAUCUGAAGAGAAAGGCCCUGAACAAUAUACACCUGUUUCACCACCAAGAGAACCAGGGUUUAUCUAUGCUGAAGAAGGAGAUGCUGAGAAAAGCUUGCCACCACCGUGUCAAGGCUUAGCCGAACCACAAAAGUCAAAAGAAUCUGAAGGACCUUUUCUGAAAUUUUCACCUGUUGUGCAAUCGGACAUCUACCAGGAAAUCAUGAACAUGAGCAACACCGAGUACAUCCACUAUCUGAAGCAGCUGACAUUCGGACCAGUGUUGCCACCACCGGGCUUUGAAGGAAUUUCUCAUGAACCUCUUGCACCACCAGUUCAGUUUGAUGCACCACCGGCCGCAGAACCUGACCUACCACCAGUACCACCAGAACUCGUUCUGCCAUCUGCUCCUCCACCGGUGAAUCCCCGCAUCCGUCCACCUGUGAACUACACGAGGUUCUUCAAUGCAACAUACUCGUCCUCAAGCUCGAACAUGCACAGUGAAGAUUCCGGACCAGGGUACUGCCCAUCUCCUCCACAUACUGACGAGGACAACAGUGAAGAUGAAUGUUGUUCUACUAAUCGCAGUUGA